Melitaea cinxia (Glanville fritillary) is the source of this 1786-nucleotide messenger RNA. RefSeq names its product homeobox protein bagpipe (gene bap). Bases 85 to 1344 code for a protein of 419 amino acids. The transcript is spliced from 2 exons. Gene Ontology annotation, biological process: cell differentiation; regulation of transcription by RNA polymerase II. The record is from RefSeq and is a predicted model, not a curated record. Lineage: Eukaryota; Metazoa; Arthropoda; Insecta; Lepidoptera; Nymphalidae. Gene Ontology annotation, molecular function: RNA polymerase II cis-regulatory region sequence-specific DNA binding; DNA-binding transcription factor activity, RNA polymerase II-specific. Gene Ontology annotation, cellular component: nucleus.
CGUUUGAGGAACGCUUUGCGGUAAGACGAGUUCGGACGCGCUGUGAAAUAUUCAAAAUUUAAUGUGUUCGAAAUAAAAUAAAAAAUGGAAUCGAAAUUUAAAAAUUUCAAAAAUUCCCUAUCUGUACAAGAUUGUGAAAAAACAAACUUGACUUUAACGACCCCGUUCUCAAUCAACGAUAUAUUGACGAAGGAAAACGAAACGAAGUGCAAUUUUGAAAAUGGAAUAUUUUGUUCGAGUGGUUUUGGCGGGAAGGCGAAUUUUAUAAACAAACCGGCCAGCUACAAAGAGGAUGAUUAUCAGAAAAAGGAGGUUGUAGAAAAAAGUAUAAAAUACUACGAUGAUUGCAAUUUUCGUGAUUAUGCAGAUGAUGGAGCUUUGGAUAUGUCGAGGAAGAACAGCUUUCCAGUCACAGAACUAUCGGAUGACUAUGACUCAAGAUCGUCAAAUACGGGCUCUCCGGGACGUCGGGCGAACUCUUCUCCCAACUCAGAAAUUAGCUACAAACCUUUCAACCUCCACUAUGACAGGAAGUGCUCCACCCCGCCACCCGACCAUCGUAUCAUGCACUCCCCAAACUACACACCCAUCGAAUACUCACAGAACAACGGCAGAAAGAAGCGAUCUAGAGCCGCCUUCUCCCACGCACAAGUCUACGAAUUAGAACGACGUUUCAGCCAACAGAGAUACCUAUCUGGUCCAGAAAGGGCAGACUUAGCUGUAAGUCUCAAGCUUACUGAGACGCAAGUCAAAAUAUGGUUUCAGAAUCGACGGUAUAAAACGAAGCGAAAACAAUUACAAAUGCAGGAAAGUGGUAUGCUGGCUGCGGCCGCUGCGGCUGCGAAUCACGCGAGAAAAGUUGCAGUCAAAGUCCUAGUCAAUAACAAUGGGCAGCCAAGUUUACCAGAUUUAAAGUACCAGGCGCCCAUAAUCGGUAAGGCUUUAAACCCAGCGCUGUUCACGCCACCGAAUCUUCUAGAAGGCUCGCCGAUAUUGAAGCACUUUGCUGGUGUUUACGGAGUCGAUUUCGCCAAGAAUCCAGAAUACAAAGCGCUUUUACAGGAAUCGUACAAUCAAGCGGUGUUACAAUCUCUAUACGGUCCGCAUUUAGGGGUCAAUUAUCCGAAUAUCCCAUUAUCUUAUAUGUAUUAUCCCGGUCAUCCCGCUUUUGGUAUGCCGAUCCCUUGUGAGACGGAUAGGGGUCAUGAAACAUGUGUUGAUAGUAAGGAGUUUGGUGAGAGUUCGAUGAAGGAUGAUAGACUUACCGAUAAGGGUAAAGCCCUAGUCGAUGUGAAUGAAAAUAGCAAUGAAAGUAUGGCUAGCAAUAUCGAAAUAGAGAAUUGACUUCACUGCCCAUAUCUGACGAAAUUUGAUAUAAAAAAACAAGUGAAGAAUGAGAAAACAAAAUAUCGUUCUAGUACUUAACAAAAGCACUUGAUAUUUCCGUUAUUGAUUAGAAUAAAAUUUGUUUCAGUUAUUAAAAUAAUUAUUUGAAAUUGGAAUAAAAUGAAAUAUUUUUCGUUACAAAACUGUUAACUCAAAGUUAUAAUUUUAUAUAGAUGCAGCACUUGCAUAAAACACAAAAUAACCAAAGAUGUAUAAAACAAACCAAAGAUUGUAAAAGAAACCAAAGAGUUUUAUUAAGAUUACUUUUAGUGUUAUUGUUAAUUUUAAUUAAUUGUAAAUAAUGUUUUAUCGUUUCUAAGAUGUUACUUGUAGCUGUCACUUUGUAAAUAGUACAAAUAUAGUAGAUACCAAAGUUUAAUAAAGGCAAUGUCGUUAAUUA